Messenger RNA from Cetraspora pellucida, 1314 nucleotides. The record is from the annotation of a GenBank genome assembly. NCBI's taxonomy places the organism in Eukaryota, Fungi, Glomeromycota, Glomeromycetes, Diversisporales, Gigasporaceae.
AUGGAAAAUAUUAUAAACUUAGUAAUUAAUGCUCUAUCAAAAUUGUUGUUAGCAAAAGUUUCUUCUUCUCAAAUAACAAUAGAAGAUGCUAUUGGAAAUGUAUCCAAGGCCUCUUUAUUCCACUGGUCUGUUAAUAAAAACUCAGAUGAGAUUAUGCAACAGACUGUCCAAGAUUCAGACCUAAUAAUGCAUCUAUUAAAGCCUUACCCUAGUUUAUAUCAUUCGCAUGAAAACUCUAAAAGGGUUGGAUACAAAAAUCAUACCAAUAUCUCUAAAUCGAAAAAGAGAAAAAGAGAUGUUAGUCCUUAUAAUAUAAAGAAAAAUUCAAGAAAGCAUAUAAAGAAAAAUUCAAGAAAGCGUAUAAAAAAACACUCCUCAAAUUCUAAUAAUGUAAUGAGUGGCCUAGAUUCUCAAUAUGUCAAGCAAACUUAUCCGGGUCUACUUGAUCUAAUGCCUCUCUCUGACCUUCGAACCUUUGCAUAUAGCAUUUUAAAAAAUCUUAAUGAUGAAAUCAUCAGAGAUAAAGAAUUUACGGAGCUUGAUACAUGCUCAGAAUGUGAUAAAAAAAUUCUUAUACACAACUACGAACCAUUGACAAUCCUCUCAUGUGGUCAUGUAUACCACAGAUAUUGUGUUGAAAAAUUUUUACUUACGAAAGAAAAUAAAUGCCCUAGUUGUGAUAAGGUCAUUGAGCCUAAAAUAUCGUUAGAAACACCAAUUAAUUCUCCCAAUCUUAGUAGUAAAAAGCGAGGUAGUGAUUCUACAGAAAAAUUCUCUAGUAAAAAAAUUCAGCCAGUUAAUAGGGAUAGUUCACCAACUUUAAAGAAGUUAAUUAAAGAAUUGACUACUCCAAUUUCCAGGCAAAUUUCAUCAGAAAACAUUAUUACUUUACAGUCAGAUAUUUCUGAAAUGAACAUAGAUUCAGUUAAUUUUCGCGAAUUAAAUGAAAAGAUUAUCAAAGCUGAAGAUAAUAAUCAAAAAAACAAUCAAGACGUAAUACGUUCAUAUUAUUAUUUCGGAAAAGGAUAUAAUUUAUGGUAUGAUUUUUACAGGCAAUCUAAUAAUGAGGACGCGUCUAAUGCUUUAGUUAAUGAUAAAAUCCGAGAGCAUAUUCCUGAUCAAGAUAAAAUUACUGAGACUAACCUUCGAAAAAGAAAAGAAAGGGCUAAAAAAGUUUUCAAACUUUUCAAUAGUAUUGGCGGCGAAAAAAUAAUAGAUCGUGUUAAAUCUUUUUUUGCAUCAAAUAUUUCAAAUCUAAGUCUAGACGAUAUUGAUUAUGUAAUAGCAAAGGUUUUAAAAGCAUCAUCUGAUUAA